AUGACCGUACCCAAAACUCACACGAUCGCAGAGAAUGGGGUGAAUGGUGCUGCCAAUGGGGUCGAUGGCGGUCAUCGUAUCAAGACGUCGCAUCCGAACCCCUCAUUGCUGGUGACAGCAGACCAUCAAAUCAAAAUGGCCGAGGCGCCAGUCGAAGAGCCUGGCCCGGGAGAUGUGUUGCUACAUAUCAAGGCGACCGGUAUUUGCGGUUCGGAUAUUCACUUUUGGAAAGCCGGCAGAAUAGGCUCUCUGGUUGUCGAAGGGGAUUGCAUCCUCGGCCACGAAGGCGCGGGCGUCGUGCUCAAGUGCGGCGAAGGCGUGACAGACUUGAAGCCGGGUGACCGAGUUGCGGUCGAGCCUGGUGUGCCUUGCGAGAAGUGCUUUUUAUGCCGCGAGGGUCGUUAUAAUCUCUGCGACGAUGUAGCAUUUGCCGGUGUUUAUCCCUACGCCGGUACGGUGCAAAGAUACAAGGUGCAUCCGGCAAAGUGGCUAUACAAGAUUCCGGAUAAUAUUACCUGGGCAGAAGCUGCUCUGCUGGAGCCAUUGAGCGUUGUUCUUCAUGGCGUCAAGACUGGAGGACUCAGUCUCGGAAAGCCGGCAUUGAUCUGUGGUGCUGGUCCCAUUGGUCUCAUCGCCCUCGCAGCGGCACGAGCUUCCGGUGCAUACCCGAUUGUCAUUACGGACCUCGAGCCUAAACGACUGGCCUUUGCACGCGAUUUUGUACCUGGUUGCAUAACCUAUCAAGUCGACAGGAAAUUGUCGUCGGAAGAGAACGCACAAGCUGUGAGGCGUCUAUAUGGAGAUAAUGAGUACUCGGCCCCACCGACGGUUCUCGAGUGCACUGGCGUUGAGAGCAGUGUUGUACUAGCUGCCCAUGUGGUGCGCCGAGGUGGCGUUGUCUGUGUUAUUGGUGUCGGUCGCGAAAUCAUGAAUAAUCUGCCAUUCAUGCACAUUUCGCUUGCAGAGAUCGACCUCCGAUUCAUUAACCGAUACAGAGAUACGUGGCCUGCUGGCAUCAACUGUCUUGCCGGUGGUAUCCUGGAUCUGAAAAAGCUGGUUACUCACGAGUAUCCACUGGAAGAGGCUUUGGAGGCGAUGAAUCUGUGCUCUGACCUGUCAAAGGGCAGCAUCAAGGUGCAGAUUGUAGAUGACGUAGAUGCUCAGAUCAUCUAG
Messenger RNA from Pestalotiopsis fici W106-1, 1173 nucleotides. RefSeq lists its product as uncharacterized. The record is from RefSeq and is a predicted model, not a curated record. Gene Ontology annotation, biological process: D-sorbitol catabolic process. Gene Ontology annotation, molecular function: zinc ion binding; L-iditol 2-dehydrogenase (NAD+) activity. The transcript has 5 exons. NCBI's taxonomy places the organism in Eukaryota, Fungi, Ascomycota, Sordariomycetes, Amphisphaeriales, Sporocadaceae. Bases 1 to 1173 code for a protein of 390 amino acids.